AAACGUACGUGUUUCUUAAGACAUGGAGGAGACCAAGUGGUCUUUCCUGAUUUUCUGCGUAUUAUGUUUGGUCGUCUUCACGAGCGGGUUCCUACCUAACCAUGACAACGAUUUUGGGAACUCACCGACUGCCUCGAAUUAUAAGCACGAUGAUAUCACGGAGUCGGCCUUGCUGCGUGUCAUAGCGAGGCUCCUUGAAGACACUCCCAAGCCGGAUGGUACGAAGGUCGCCAAGGGAACUCUGACUGGGUUGAAGUAUCCUACACCCCAGAGGCUUUUUGAUGCAUAUUACGGCAAGGGACAGGUGCUUGCGAAGAAGCUGCAAGAAUCCAUUGAGACAGUUAUUAAGUUCAACGCCAUUGUGGAUAAGGAACACAGAGGCGAGGCUUUGUUUCAUUUCAAUGGAGAACAGAUCAAAGAAGGGUUUGAGAAACUCAGUGCCGCGCGAGAGCUUUUCAAAGGCCUCGCCAAGGCUAGAAAUGCAAAUUUUGACGUCCUUCGUCGACUGCUGGGAGUAAUUUUACAUAUGAUUCAGGAUUUUUACAGUAACACCAACUGGAUUGAAAUGAAGGGAUCUGUUGUGUACCAGGACUUAGGUAUCAAAGGCAAACCCAUUCUUCCCGUGGCUUCACCAGGUAUUAUGACUUGUCGGAGCUGUUCCUGGCAGUGCAGAAAUAACAUUGUCCUGACAGGCGGAGUCUUGACCAGCGGUUACAGAACUGGACAGGACAUACAGAAACCUGAUUCUAAAUUUAAAUCUCGUGGCAUUGGGAAAUGCAGCCAUGGCGGUGAAUCUGAUGCUGACUCCAAGGUCAAGACAGCCACUGGGGGCAUUAACAAGGAGACGACCGUUGAAAAGCUAUCUCCACAUUAUUAUCUUCACUCCGAUGCUGGGAAGACGGCUGUCCGUGCUACAGAAAUGUACAUUGAUGGCCAAGGAAUAGGGUUACGACAGAAAAUCGGUGAUGCCAGUCUAAGAAAACUAUUUCAACUUACAACUGGGAACUCCCUUGUGUUCGUAAUUGACACAACCGGAUCUAUGAGCGACGAAGUUGCUGCUGUGAAACAGGAGACGCUGAAAAUCAUACAGAAUACUAAAGGCAAACUAAACGCACCUUCUGAAUAUGUACUGGCGACUUUCAAUGAUCCAGCUUCGCUCACCGAGGUUCGGGUAACAACUGACCCGGAUGUGAUGAUAUCGUGGAUGCAGGCAAUCCGAGUAACAGGCGGAGAUGAUUGUCCGGAAUUCCUGCUCAGUGGCAUGAUAGAAGCUGUGAAAGUGUGUCAGCCAGAUUCGGAGAUGUUUGUUUUCACUGACGCCGAUGCAAAAGACCCAGAAAGAACGUCGGAGUUUAUAGCUUUAGCAACUGCCAAACGGGUUUCGCCACAGUUUAUUCUUACUGGCAAAUGUUCAAGGAGACGGAAACGCACAGCAUAUACAGGUGAUAACUUUGUUAAACUCUCCAGUGCUGUAGGAGGAACAAUUUUCACCACCAGCAAAGCCGAGAUCAACGACACGGUCAAAAUCAUAUCAGUGAGCAGUCGUAGCUACAGUGUAUAUGGGAAUAUAUGA
Molecule: messenger RNA, 1573 nt
Organism: Lingula anatina
Lineage: Eukaryota; Metazoa; Brachiopoda; Lingulata; Lingulida; Lingulidae
Product: von Willebrand factor A domain-containing protein 7-like
Source: RefSeq, a predicted model, not a curated record